AGCUCUUUCUCUCUCCUCUCAGAGCCCUCUUUGAAGCUCUCAAUCUCUCUAACCCCUUUCACUCACGCCGGCUCUCCUCUCUCAGAAUCAAAGGUCAGUCUAAGCUAUGGCAAACGGAUGUUCGAUCCAGCAGAGCGUCUUCAACUUUGCCGGCGGCGAUCGGUCGGUGAUCUGUCCGAAACCUCGGAGGAUUUUUUCGCCGGCGAUCGCUUUGGAGCCGAAGUCCGCCAACCAUAUCCUCGAUGCCCUUUUUUCAAAGCCAUCUGAUCCAGCUCCGCUCUUCUUCUCCGGCUCGCCGCUGGCGCGAUCCGAUAACCCGAUGGUCCAUGACGCCCGAUUCGGCGAAAGUACUCCGAUCCCGAUUGCUACGGAGGGGUCCGGAUGCGGAUCCGAAUCCGGAUCCGUUAGAAGUGUUGAUGCACGAAUCCGAUAUGGCCUCACGCCGGCCGCCGUCCGCAUCGAGGGCUUCGAUUGUUUGGACCACGAGCGUAGCUGCCGGAGCCGCGGGAUUCCGGCGUUCGCAUAGAUGCAUCCGCAUAAUUUAAGCAGAGAUCCUAUGCGGUCGUUGAAAGAAAGAUUAGUGGAGGCCAUUGAAAUUAUUAUGAAAUUAGGAGAUUUUUUUUUAAAAAAAAUAUUAUUAAUGGAGGGAAUUUUGUAUUUGUAAAUAGUUUAGGGGGCGAUAAGUAAUUAUUGGCAUUGUUAUAAUUUAGGGUUUAUGGUCUUCAUAGUUGAAGUUGUACAAAGAAAUGUUGUUGAACCUACUUAAAAUUAGGAAUUGUUGGGGUGUUUUAUUUAAAUUAUUGAAGCUAUUAAUUUAGUAAUGCAA
This is a messenger RNA of Phalaenopsis equestris, 826 nucleotides long. RefSeq lists its product as uncharacterized. The transcript has 3 exons. NCBI's taxonomy places the organism in Eukaryota, Viridiplantae, Streptophyta, Magnoliopsida, Asparagales, Orchidaceae. Bases 107 to 526 code for a protein of 139 amino acids. The record is from RefSeq and is a predicted model, not a curated record.